This is a messenger RNA of Phasianus colchicus (ring-necked pheasant), 2929 nucleotides long. It is a transcript of the gene CFAP96, whose product is annotated as cilia and flagella associated protein 96. Gene Ontology annotation, cellular component: centrosome; cytoplasmic microtubule. The record is from RefSeq and is a predicted model, not a curated record. Lineage: Eukaryota; Metazoa; Chordata; Aves; Galliformes; Phasianidae.
UUGUUAAGUUGUGAAGCUGCUUGCACUGGCAAGUGAAUUAGAAUGGAACUUCCUAUUAUACAUGGAAAUCCUUCUGUGCUCUGUUAAUUUCUAAGCAAACAUUUUUUGAUUGAAUUGGAAAACUCAGUUUCAGGGCCCACAUGUGUCUUUCCUGAAGAAUACUUUCACCUGAUAAGUAGCACCUGUAACUGCUGAGGUGGCUCCUGUGUAGUGGGCAAGGCAGGUUUAACUGAAUUCCACUCCAUACUCAGAACCUAGUGCUCCUGUUUUCAGUGCAGCUUGUUCCUAUGAGCUGCUGCUGGAUGAUGUGUAGGACCUUCCUGAGCAAGCUGGAAAAUUAGUAGAUUUUCAGGCUGCAAAUCAUAGUCAAGGCUGAAGAGCCCCAGAAGAUGUGAAGAUGAAGUCUGGCUUUUUGUUUACCUUGUAUUAAUGAAUUAAAUACCAAAUUCAAUUUCUAGUAAAGAUCUGUUCUUUUAAAAUGUUGAAUGAGCUACAGUUGAGCUACAGACACUCUCCUUCAACUGGAAGUCCUUCAGUACUCCUCCCGAUGACAGGUGGCUCAAUGGCCAUAGCCUGACAUAGGCUUUCUUACAUGAAUUCCACAUUGUUUUGAGAAUGUGGGACUAAGGGAACUUCUUAAUGCUGUCUGGUCUUGUCCCUUGUUAUCACGUGCAAUGCAGUAGCGAAUCUCACCUAAAUUCAGUAAAGUAGGCCUCCUGGUGCAUUAUUAACGGCGUCAAUACCAUCCUGUUAUUAGAAAGGAAGCGAGGGCAGCGGUUGCUAGCCGCGAUCGCGGUGGGCGGAACGGCUUGCGGGCGGUACGGCUGGGGGGGCGGAGGGCUGCUCUGCCGUUCCCAGGCAACCGCUACCAAUAGAGGGCGGGCGGAGGACACCGCCGGCCGCUUAGGGCGGCUCGGGGCGCUGAGGCGCCGGUUCCGGCGAGUAGGUGCCGCUCGGUACCCAGCGGGGCCCGGCGGUACGGUGACGCUCAGCGCUGCGGUGUGGAACGUGCUUUGGGCCGGGCUUGCUUAGCGUGGCACACUGGGCUUUGCGUAGCGCUGCGGUUCGUGUGGUGGCGGGGUUGACUGUUUAUGGAGUUCAAGUAAAAUACAUAAACAGAGAUACUUCUACAUUUUAGAGUGGUACACUUGGUCACCCAGCCAUGCCUGCAGAAGGAAAAAGUGAUAUGGAGAGGAUUGGCCUCUUCAGUGAAAUGAGCUAUGUUACCAUUGGAGAUAAAUAUGUAUCACAUUAUAUGCGCCCUUUUAAUGAAACUGCAAGCAAGAACAGACAGAUGCUAUCUGAGGGGAGCAAAACAUUGUCAGCUCUUCAGGCAGGUUAUUUUGACCCUCAGUUUAAGAGGAUUUUCAGUGGUGAAGCCUACUCAAACCCUGUUCAACUAAGGAGACGUUAUAGAUUGGCAGAAUCAAAGAAAAAUUUGGGCAAAGCUUUCCUUCCCAGUAAUGGAGAUAAACUGCCAUGUGGACUAGGCAGCUAUUAUGGAACCAUAGGAGGUCCGUUUGCAUACUUCAGUGCACAACUGAAAGCCAGAGAAAGAUACAUUCCUCCUGGAAAGAAUUUUUAUACUAGUCCAGGAAAAAAAGGAACUGGAUAUGGUUAUGCAAAUCUUACCAUAGGUGAGCAAUAUCCAUAUGAAGCAGAUGGCUAUGAAUUAGAAAAAAUAAUUGCAAAGAAAGCACGAGAGGAACACAAGCGUCUGGUUAAAGGAGGGCCUUUCAAAACAAAUAUGUACCCUCUGGAGUAUUUUGACAUGAAUCCCUACUUUAACGACAAACCUUUGCCACCUCUGAAGAAACCACCUCCAGAGAAGCGAACUGUACCACCUUUCAAACCAAGUUCCCCUGCUAAGAAGUCAGGGGGCAUGAAAGGAGGCACAUUUGAUCCUUAUCCAAGCCAUUCUGCUGACCCUUAUGUAAUCAAAAAAACUAUGGCUGUGUCACCCAGUAAAGAACAAAAGGUUUUUCUUCCUCCUCCUGGACCUAAAAGCAGACCUGUUACAAGUAUAAUCACUCAAAAUGUCAUAAGAUCAAUAAAUGUAAAGAACUACAAGACUGCAUAUGCUACAUCUUAUUAGGUAAAAACGGUGAAAUGAAGGGUACACUUUUAAGACUCUUAACAGCACAGUUGCUAAUCAGCGUUCAGAGCAAAUAAAAAUGUGAAAAAGUGGAAUUCAAGUACAUAAGGCAAUCCAGUUUGUUUAAUUAUCGAGAAUGCAAUAUCUGUGUUUGUUUUUUUCACACAUACACACACACACAGACACAUCUACAUACAUACUUGGUUGUAAAGCUACAAUAAGUAAUAUAAUGUAUUCAGUAGGUCCAUGGGUGAAUAGUUUUUCAUCUUAUUGCUUCACUUGAGUUUUGAAAUGUAUUUUUACAGAACAUACCCCCUACUGAGUAAUUUAGGUUCAAAUUCACAAAGUACUGCAGUGGAAAAAAACGCACGUAUUUCAAAGACUGCCAAAUAAGUUUGCUCAUGGUGAAACUAAGAUAAUUGUUUCCCCUUAGUAGUAUUACAAUUUAUAGUUUAUUUCAACAGUACUUUGUGUAAGAACUGUCUUAAAGACUUUCAGUUAUGAUGACAUUCUCAAAAUGACCAUUGUCAGUCUGUUAUAAAGGUAGUUAUCUCUAACCACCAUCAUCUGUUUAACUAAGAGUAGCUCUGUUACCUCUGUGUACAUGCAAGUAUCUUAACAAACGUAAUCCUUCAAACUUCUUCUAGGAUGGAACUAUGAUCCUAACUUUUAUAGGGUUUUUUUAAAAUGUGGUCCAAGAAACUUGUUCAUGUAAAUACCCCUCAGCAUUUAUAUUUAUUAGUUAUUUCUUGAAAAUGUGUAGAUAUUUAUUCUUUAAGGAUACUUACUACUGUCCUCAAGAUAAGGCGGUUUUUUUGUUUGUUUGUUUCCUUA